Molecule: messenger RNA, 2749 nt
Organism: Drosophila subobscura
Lineage: Eukaryota; Metazoa; Arthropoda; Insecta; Diptera; Drosophilidae
Gene: SF1
Product: splicing factor 1
Exons: 6
Coding region: 134-2542 (802 amino acids)
Biological process (GO): regulation of mRNA splicing, via spliceosome
Cellular component (GO): nucleus
Molecular function (GO): mRNA binding; zinc ion binding
Source: RefSeq, a predicted model, not a curated record
GGUAAAUUUUUUCACGCAUCGCCGCAAAAAAAAUAUUUUUUCCAAUAAAUUACAAUAAAACUUGUGCCGCAAAUAGUAAGUUGUGUGUUAAUUGCUAAAAGCAAGGCUAGAGCGUGUCGGUUUUCAACUCACAAUGAGCACACCGCCGCCAGAUUUACUUUUGGCUGUGGCGGGUAGAGAAUCUUCAUCCGCAGCAGCGAAUGGUGGCAGCAGCAGCCGCGGCGGUGAUAAGGAGCGCUCACGUUCCAAAGACCGCAGUCGCGACAAGGAAAAAGACAAGGAGCGUGACAAAAAGCGAAGAGACCGGGACAGCAAGGACCGAGACAGUCGCCGGCGGGAAAGUCGCGACCGAGACCGCGAUGUGCGCGACAGAGAUCGGGAUAGGGAUCGUGAUCGUGAGAGGGAUCGUGAGCGCGAACGUGACCGCGAUUCCCGGACGAAUCGAAGCCAUUCCCGGAAUCAUGAUGACACCGAGAGGCGGAGGAAGCGCUCCCGCAGUAGGGAACGCGAACGAAAGCGAGAUCGUGACCGUGACUCGCGAUCGCGGCGCAGCAGUUCACGUGGCGGUCGCGAAGACUUCAAUCGCAAUCACCGGCGACGGUCACGCAGUCGCAGCUAUGAGCGUCGGCGAAAUGAACGGGCCGGCAGGGAUCAGCAGAGAAACAGUCGCGAAAGGAGCAGCCGUGAGCGAACACAUGUCAACCCCUUCGACACGUCGAACAAUCGCAGCUCGAUGAACCGUGAGCCGGAGGUGCGCAUACCCUCGUUGUUUGACCGGCCACAGCACUCGCUGGACACGAUUCGGGAGGAGCCGCGCGAAUCGCGGUUCGAUCUCUCGCAGACCCUGCAGGAGCUGAUGGGCAACGCCAGCGGCAACAAGGGAUUCGCCUCGUUCUUCAACAAUCAGAAUAGUAAUGAUUCCAUGAGCAAUGGUGCAGUGGACAAUCCAUUUGAUAGCGCAGCGGAAAGGAAGCGCAAGCGCAAAUCCCGGUGGGGCGGCACUGAGAACGACAAGACUUUCAUACCGGGAAUGCCCACCAUUCUGCCCUCCACGCUGGAUCCAGCCCAGCAGGAGGCCUACUUAGUUCAAUUCCAAAUUGAGGAGAUUAGCCGCAAGCUGCGCACCGGCGAUCUGGGCAUCACACAGAAUCCGGAAGAAAGAUCGCCAUCGCCGGAGCCCAUUUACAGUUCUGAUGGCAAGCGCCUGAAUACGCGAGAAUUCCGCUACAGAAAGCGGUUGGAGGAACAGCGUCACCAGCUGAUUGUCAAGAUGCAGGCCGUGAAUCCAGAGUUCAAGCCGCCAGCGGAUUACAAACCGCCUGUGACACGAGUCAGCGACAAGGUGUUGAUACCACAGGAGCAGCAUCCAGAUAUCAAUUUUGUGGGCCUGCUGAUCGGUCCGCGCGGCAACACGCUCAAGGCUAUGGAGAAGGAUACGGGGGCCAAGAUCAUUAUACGCGGCAAGGGAUCGGUGAAGGAGGGCAAAGUGGGACGCAAGGAUGGGCAACCGUUGCCGGGAGAAGAUGAGCCGCUGCAUGCAUUCAUAACGGCUCCCAAUCCGGAAGCGGUGAGGAAGGCUGUGGACAAGAUCAAGGAUGUUAUACGUCAGGGCAUUGAGGUGCCAGAGGGCCACAACGAUCUCCGACGCAUGCAGCUCCGCGAGCUGGCCCAGCUCAAUGGAACGUUGCGGGAGAACGACAUACUGCGCUGCACGUGCGGAUCCACGGACCACAAGUCCUGGCAGUGUCCCGACAAGCCCAUAAUCACCAAUACGAUUGUGUGCACCUCCUGCGGCGGCACCGGACACUUGACUAAGGACUGUCGCAACAAGCGACCUGGUUCGGGCGCUCCGGGCAUGGCCUGUGAGGAUUCGCAGGCCAAGAUUGACGAGGAGUACAUGAGUCUGAUGGCCGAGCUGGGCGAGGGUCCACCGCCGGCUGCGUCCAAGCCAGAGCCACCGGCCGCUCCUCAACUGCAUCGUGCGAGCUACAGCAUCUUUGACAAGAAGCCCUCGCAGAUGCAGGCCAUCCAGUCACCACCUAGCUCCUCGUCCCGUGAUCACCAGCGCGAUCUGGGCGGAUGGGGAGCGGCGGCGCAUGAGCAUGCCAUGGGAAUGGAGCACGGUAUGGGUGGAAUGGACCAUAAUAUGGGAAUGGAGCACGGCAUGGGAGGCAUGGAACAGCACAAUCUGGGCAUGGACCUUGGCAUUGGCAUGGGCAUGGAUCACGGAAUGUCCUCGUAUGUGCCGGCACCGCCAGGGGCACAGGCCACGCCGCCAAUGCCGCCACCGUUGAUGCCGUGGAUGAGUGCACCGCAGCCACCGCCACCUGCUACCGAGCCGAUGAAUCCACCCAUACCAGGCACAUUGCCACCGCUCAUCCCGCCGCCACCGGGCACCAGUGCACCGCCCAUGCCGCCAUGGGGCAGUGGCUACAGCGGUUGGGGUGGCGGCUAUGCGCCGCCUCCUCCUCCGCCCUGUGGCCCACCGCCCCCAGCCUUGAGCCUGUCACAGCCGCCACCACCGCCACCGCCAGCCAUCUGACCACCACUCCCGGAGCUCUAGCCUCCAAUGAAUUGUACACCCAAUGAUGACAGUCCUCACAGACCACAUGCGACUGUCCCUGCAAUCAAUUAAUAUAAAACCUCUUUGACUUUUUGCUUACUUUACAACAUAAUCGAGACAGGCCUACAAAACUAAUUUGUAUUUUAUGAUGCUUCAAUAAAGGACGCAAUUAUUAUACUAGAUCCA